AUGGAAGUGAGCCGCAACCGCAGCUGGCGUCCUCCUGCCAAUGCGACGACCUUCAGCUUUGGUCCUUGGGUCACCUGUCACUGCGCCCAUGGUGUGGUGGAAGAGCCUGAAGUACGGAUCCACGCUGAUGAGGAGAUCCGCCGGGCUCCACCACAGACCAAGCUGCGUCAAACGACGGGUCUGAAGACCGAGACGGACAGGUUUCCGAGCGAGUUCAAGAAACCGCUACUACAGCUCCCUGAAGCGGCUAUUCCAGAGCGAGAGGACCGCAAAAAUGGACGGGAGACGUUGAGCAAGGCAACCUCCAGUGCUUUGAAGCGGGUCCAGCUGCCAGCUCCGGUACCGACUUCUGCAGCGCCAUCCCGCUGGAAGAAGGUCGUGACUGCCGCUCUGCUGUUUGUAGUGGUGAGUGGUCUCGUGCUCCUUGCAGCAGCGUAUCCGGUGGCAGAACAUCUGUCGGAUGAGUUCAAGGAGUACAGCUGCAGAAUCAGCGACCCGGCCAUCUACAGCGCGUCCGAGAUCCCCUACUUCCAAUACAGUUUGACUCCCGGUGUCUCCUGUUGGGUCGAACUGGAGAUCUCCAAGCCGUGCCAAGAAUCUGGCUGCGAGCCGGCCCUUCAACACGCAGGAUGGACAGUGGUGACAUUUGAGAAUCCAAAGGAGUUUCUCAGUCCAAUCAGAAAAACCUGCGCCGCUCAAGUGAAACGCUUGCCGGAGCACUUCAAGUGUUUUGUCGCUCCCAGUUCAGAGGGUUCGCUGGUGGUGCUGCCACGGCCUGCUGCAGCCUGGGAAGUGGAGACGCUCUUGGCUGCGAGAUACACCUGGGCCGUGUUGGUUUGGCUUUUGGCGUGGCCUUUGCUUUGCCUUAUGCAUUUACCAGGAGCCAGGUGUAUUCCAUCAAAGCAAUUUCUGCUUCGGUUCCUGAGGGUCGCCUUGAAGGUUUGUGCCAUGGCUUUGGUUUUCAUCGCCUUGGCUGGGGGAGUCCUUCUUGCCAUCAGGUAUCCGGCAGCACGACAUCUUCGCGACGAGCUGCAGGAUGGCACCUGCCAGCUGACCGGUGCCGGCGUUGCAAAACGCCACUGGAGUCUGCUCCCGGCGGUGCAGUGCCCGGUGACGGUGCUGAAGGGUGAUGAGACAGCAGAGGCGUUGAUCUUUUCUUAUCCGACAAAGUGGUUGGACAAGCAGUACCACCACCUGAAGUGUGAAGACUUAGUGAACUCCCUGGACAAGAGUGGUUUUCCCUGUGCCUCUUCGGGAAAGACGCUGUUGGAAGGCCACAAGGCCGAUCUACCCGUGGUUUUCCUGGAGCUGAUGAAUCUUCAGUUUCAGCAUCGUGUAGCCUUGGACUUGUGGUGCAUCUCAGUUCUUGCUACAAUGGUCAUGCUGCUCUUGUACCCCUGCUGGAGGACAAAGCGUCAGGAUCCUGACGUCACUGACUAUCGACGGCUUUCAGGUGAUGCAAGGUGA
Molecule: messenger RNA, 1467 nt
Organism: Cladocopium goreaui
Lineage: Eukaryota; Dinophyceae; Suessiales; Symbiodiniaceae
Source: the annotation of a GenBank genome assembly